This is a messenger RNA of Saccharomycodes ludwigii, 1170 nucleotides long. It is a transcript of the gene RPL3, whose product is annotated as 60S ribosomal protein uL3. Bases 1 to 1170 code for a protein of 389 amino acids. Gene Ontology annotation, cellular component: cytosolic large ribosomal subunit; ribosome. The record is from RefSeq and is a predicted model, not a curated record. Gene Ontology annotation, molecular function: structural constituent of ribosome; RNA binding. NCBI's taxonomy places the organism in Eukaryota, Fungi, Ascomycota, Saccharomycetes, Saccharomycodales, Saccharomycodaceae. Gene Ontology annotation, biological process: ribosomal large subunit assembly; translation. The transcript has a single exon.
AUGUCUCACAGAAAGUACGAAGCUCCACGUCACGGUCAUUUAGGUUUCUUGCCAAGAAAGAGAGCUGCCUCUGUUAGAGGUAGAGUUAAAUCUUUCCCAAAGGAUGACAAAAGCAAGGCUGUUGCCUUAACCUCUUUCUUGGGUUACAAGGCUGGUAUGUCUACUAUUGUCAGAGAUUUGGACAGACCAGGUUCCAAGUUCCACAAGAGAGAAGUUGUUGAAGCUGUCUCUAUUGUUGAUACUCCACCAAUUGUUGUUGUCGGUGUUGUUGGUUACGUUGAAACCCCAAGAGGUUUGAGAUCUUUGACCACUGUUUGGGCUGAACAUUUGUCUGACGAAGUCAAGAGAAGAUUCUACAAGAACUGGUACAAGUCUAAGAAGAAGGCUUUCACCAAGUAUGCUGCCAAAUACGCCCAACAAGAUGGUGCUGCUAUUGACAGAGAAUUAGCUAGAAUCAAGAAGUACUGUUCUGUUGUUAGAGUUUUGGUCCACACACAAGUUAGAAAGACUCCUUUGGCUCAAAAGAAAGCUCAUUUGGCUGAAAUUCAAAUUAACGGUGGUUCUAUUGAAGACAAGGUAAACUGGGCUAAGGAACACUUUGAAAAGACUGUUUCCAUUGACUCCGUUUUUGAACAAAACGAAAUGAUUGAUGUUAUUGCUGUCACCAAGGGUCACGGUUUCGAAGGUGUUACCCACAGAUGGGGUACCAAGAGAUUACCAAGAAAGACCCAUAGAGGUUUGAGAAAGGUUGCUUGUAUUGGUGCUUGGCAUCCAGCCCACGUUAUGUGGUCUGUUGCUAGAGCUGGUCAAAGAGGUUACCACCACAGAACUUCUGUUAACCACAAAGUUUACAGAAUCGGUAAGGGUGAUGACGAAGCCAACGCUUCUACCAACUUUGACAGAACCAAGAAGGCUAUUACUCCAUUAGGUGGUUUCGUUCAUUACGGUAACGUUAACAACGAUUAUGUCAUGCUUAAGGGUUGUAUUCCAGGUUCCAAGAAGAGAGUUGUCACUUUGAGAAAGUCUUUGUACACUCAUACUUCUAGAAAGGCUUUGGAAGAAGUUACCUUGAAAUGGAUUGAUACUGCUUCUAAAUUUGGUAAGGGUAGAUUCCAAACACCAGCUGAAAAGCAUGCCUUUUUGGGUACUUUGAAAAAAGACUUGGAAUAA